Messenger RNA from Drosophila biarmipes, 888 nucleotides. It is a transcript of the gene Rpp25, whose product is annotated as ribonuclease P protein subunit p25-like protein. Gene Ontology annotation, biological process: tRNA 5'-leader removal. NCBI's taxonomy places the organism in Eukaryota, Metazoa, Arthropoda, Insecta, Diptera, Drosophilidae. Bases 177 to 800 code for a protein of 207 amino acids. The transcript is spliced from 6 exons. Gene Ontology annotation, molecular function: RNA binding. Gene Ontology annotation, cellular component: ribonuclease MRP complex. The record is from RefSeq and is a predicted model, not a curated record.
GUUUUUAUUUUGCUGUGCACAAAUUGUUGAAAAUUAUUUAAUUAUUAUUUAAAAAGCCAAAUAUUCGUCAUUGCAAGACAUCACAGAAAGUUGCCGCGACAAUACUGUAGUAGAAGAAUGACAUGUAUCUUAAAAAAGGACAUUUCGAGAUAAAGAUUCCAUAAGACGGCCUCAAAAUGAUGCACUACCGCAAGGCCGAGAAUGUGGAAAAGGAGCUGAGCAAGAGCGAUUUGCCCUUCGAGGACUGCAUGCCAACCUCGCAAAAGGAUUUCCUUUGGAUGCAUGUGAAAGGCGGCACAAAAGUGAGCAAUGUGAUUGAGUUUGCCCAGGCCUCACUCAACAAGGGCGAACACAGAUGCGUGGUGUGGAGCGGUUCCGGUGGCGGAGUGGUCAAGACCAUAUCCUGCGCAGAGGUGCUCAAGAGGAGCCACCCUGUCUACCAGGUGACCCGCAUGGCCUACACCAGCGUGGAGGAGCACUGGAAGCCGCAGAUGGAGGGUCUCGAGGAGAUCAUCGUCAACCGCCAGAUACCCACCCUGCACAUCCUCAUGAGCCUGGACGAGCUGCCGGACAGUAUAGAGGGUUUACAGAAGCCAAACACAUCCACCGAUUUCUGGGAGGGCGGAGGGGCUAAUCCGAAGCCACAACACCACCAGCAGCAGCAACAACAACAACACCAAGGUAGCUCCAGUCGGCCAAGCAAACGAAACAGAUCCGGACGCAAUAAACCAUCUCAACAACACGGAAGACCUGUGGCAGAAGAGAACCAACCGACCAGUCAAAGUCAGGGUCAAGGUUGAGAUAAACCAUAUUACCAACUACGAUUGUGGAAAUUCCUUUAUUUGCCCUUUGUAAGGAUAUACAAAUAAAGUCUAGUUUAUCACAAGA